Molecule: messenger RNA, 3858 nt
Organism: Callorhinus ursinus (northern fur seal)
Lineage: Eukaryota; Metazoa; Chordata; Mammalia; Carnivora; Otariidae
Gene: DTX1
Product: deltex E3 ubiquitin ligase 1
Biological process (GO): Notch signaling pathway; protein ubiquitination
Molecular function (GO): zinc ion binding
Source: RefSeq, a predicted model, not a curated record
CGGCGCGUGCGUCCGUCGGUCGGCGGGGCAGUCUGUCCGCGCGCGGAAAGCCCAGCGCCCCGGCGUGCGGCGGCCGCCGGGCCUGGGAGGGAAAGGGCGCGGAGGCGGGACCGCGGCUCCCUCCCACUCCGGGGGGAGCCCAGGAGGCGGCGGUGCUGAAGCGCCAGCGGAGAAGGAGGCAGCACAGCGGAGAAGGCGGUCGCGAGCACGAGUGGGGUGGGGCGUGCCCACGGGCCCCCGCCCCCCUCGUCCCCCCCGCCCAGCUCCGGAGCCGCAGCCGGGCCGGCGGGCCAGGGGUACGCGGCGCACCCUCCCCGGUGCGUUCUUCAGCCACCCAGGCCUACCAGGACGCCGUGUGGAGCAGGAACCGGGGGGAACUGGGACGCCCCCUUCAGCAGGAGCCGUCGGAGGGGCGGACCCGAGACCAGGCGAGGAGCCCCACUGGAGCCAGGCGCAGGGUCUGGGACGCAGUUGGAAGCGCAGAGGGCCGACCGGGCGCCGCAGAGCCAGCAGCAGGCUGGCCCGGCCCUCCUGGGUGACAGGCCCUGCGUGGCCGGCUGGGAAGAAGUGACUGGAGACCAGCAGAGAAGAGACUGGACCUAGAGUAGGGGCGGCUGCCUCACUCCCUUUCUGAGCCGAGGGAGCCAAGGAAUUUAGAGCAGCGUUUCCCCAUCACAAAAAAGACACUUGCUUUCCAGAGCAGCGCCUUUAUCUGAGACAGCGCUGGGGGAAGGGGUCCUUGGAGCCUGGAGCUGCACCUCACACUCCUUUCACUGAGGCCUCGGGGCCUCAGAAAGGACCCCGAGUUAGAAAGGAGGCCGGUUGGCUCUUGCUGCCCCCCUCCCUGGGGAGAGAGGAAGUUCCCUGCCUGCCCCCAGGCCCAGGAGGAGCUGGGCCGGUCCUAGUGGGGUCCUGGCCCCUGAGGCUGCAGCAGCGGCCAUGUCAAGGCCAGGCCAGGGUGUGAUGAUGCCCGGGAGCGGGCUGGGCUUCCCACCGCAGAAUGUGGCCCGGGUGGUGGUGUGGGAGUGGCUAAAUGAGCACAGCCGCUGGCGGCCUUACACGGCCACCGUGUGCCACCACAUCGAGAAUGUGCUCAAGGAGGACGCCCGCGGUUCCGUGGUCCUGGGGCAGGUGGAUGCCCAGCUGGUGCCCUACGUCAUCGACCUGCAGUCCAUGCACCAGUUUCGCCAGGAUACAGGCACCAUGCGGCCCGUGCGGCGCAACUUCUACGACCCGUCGUCGGCGCCGGGCAAGGGCAUCGUGUGGGAGUGGGAGAACGACGGCGGCGCGUGGACGGCCUACGACAUGGACAUCUGCAUCACCAUCCAGAAUGCCUACGAGAAGCAGCACCCGUGGCUCGACCUCUCGUCGCUCGGCUUCUGCUACCUCAUCUACUUCAACAGCAUGUCGCAGAUGAACCGCCAGACGCGCCGCCGCCGCCGCCUGCGCCGCCGCCUGGACCUCGCCUACCCGCUCACGGUCGGCUCCAUCCCCAAGUCGCAGUCGUGGCCCGUGGGCGCCAGCUCGGGCCAGCCUUGUUCGUGCCAGCAGUGCCUGCUGGUCAACAGCACUCGCGCCGCCUCCAACGCCAUCCUGGCCUCGCAGCGCCGCAAGGCGCCGCCCGCGCCCCCGCAGCCGCCGCCGCCGCCCCCGGGAGGGCCGCCGGGCGCGCUCGCGGAGACAGUGAAGUGUUUCAUAACUUAUUUGAUCCCGGAAUGCCUCUUUCCCAGAACCUUUUAUGGGGAGAAAUGUUGGAAUGGCUACAUCAUCACAGUUGGGUUUCAGGCACAGUGGCCAGUAGAAGGGAACUGUUGGACCCCAAGCUCUCGCAAGGGAGGCCAGCUGAGGAGUGGGGUCCCCGCGCUCCCAGUGAAGAACUUGAAUGGUACCGGGCCGGUCCAUCCGGCCCUGGCAGGGAUGACCGGGAUCUUGCUGUGUGCGGCGGGCCUGCCCGUGUGCCUGACGCGGGCCCCCAAGCCCAUCCUGCACCCGCCGCCCGUGAGCAAGAGCGACGUCAAGCCUGUGCCCGGCGUGCCCGGGGUGUGCCGCAAGACCAAGAAGAAGCACCUCAAGAAGAGCAAGAACCCCGAGGAUGUGGUUCGAAGGUACAUGCAGAAGGUGAAGAACCCGCCCGAUGAGGACUGCACCAUCUGCAUGGAGCGCCUGGUCACAGCAUCCGGUUACGAGGGCGUGCUUCGGCACAGGGGCGUGCGGCCCGAGCUUGUGGGCCGCCUGGGCCGCUGCGGCCACAUGUACCACCUGCUGUGCCUCGUGGCCAUGUACUCCAAUGGCAACAAGGAUGGCAGCCUGCAGUGCCCCACCUGCAAGGCCAUCUAUGGAGAGAAGACGGGCACUCAGCCGCCCGGGAAGAUGGAGUUCCACCUCAUCCCCCACUCGCUGCCGGGCUUCGCUGACACCCAGACCAUCCGCAUUGUCUACGACAUCCCCACAGGCAUCCAGGGCCCCGAGCACCCCAACCCAGGCAAGAAGUUCACCGCAAGAGGCUUCCCGCGCCACUGCUAUCUGCCCAACAACGAGAAGGGCCGGAAGGUGCUGAGGCUGCUCAUCACCGCCUGGGAGCGGAGACUCAUCUUCACCAUCGGCACAUCCAACACCACGGGCGAGUCGGACACCGUGGUAUGGAACGAGAUCCACCACAAGACCGAGUUUGGGUCCAACCUCACAGGCCACGGCUACCCGGACGCUAGCUACCUAGACAAUGUGCUGGCCGAGCUCACAGCCCAGGGCGUGUCCGAGGCUGCAGCCAAGGCCUGAGGCCCGAGGCUGCCCACCUUCCCUCCUGCUUGGCCCCCUGGUCCGGCACUUGCCUCCCUCUGCCAGGUGUGUCCUGGUGGCCCAGGUUCAGGGCUAGGGAGGAGCCUGCAGAAGGAGCCAGAAGCUUUCUGGAGAUGUGGCUGGAGGUAGUUGGAAUAUGCCGGGAGGAUGGCAGGCCAGCCAGCUCCGACUUGUAGCUCCCCGAGAGGGUGGCAGAGAGAGUACCAGGAACCACAGCAACCUCCCUACCAAAAAGACAGAGCCCCACCCCCUCAUGCAAACACACGUGUCCUGUUGAACACAUGCACGCACACCCACGUGCCUCUACUUAACCCCAGACUCGGGGGGAAGAGACAGAAGACCCCUGUGAUACCCCAUAUGGAUUCCCAUCUGUGUCUCCAUCAUCUCCGUACAGCUUGUCUGCAGACGGGAUUCAGGUCAAGCACCUGGGGCCCUGCUGGGGCUCUGAGGGGAAAAGGGCCCUUGGGAAGCUCAGCCUCCCCCCAUCUCUGUCACCCAUCUCUGCCACCCACUGAUGGGCAGUUGUGGGCCCAUGGGGUAGAAGCCCCAGAUUAGUCAGCAGGUUAGCAAAGGGGCAGGCCAGAGAGAGGGGGACCAGAGGGAUCUUAUUUUGUGCUUGUGUCUCUUCAUCCUUCUGGGACUCUGACGUCCUUCUUCUCCCCUCCCAUCCCCAGGCCUUAUGUCUGUCCCAGAUAAAGGCACUGUUCUCCUUUCCUCCCCACCCCAUCCUCUCCACCAAAUCACUCCCAAACGUCGAGAUCCAAAGGCUGGAGCUUCUGGCUUCAGGAGCAAGACGAGAAGGCCUAGCUUAGGCCAGCAGGUCUAAAAAGCAGACCGGACAGCAAAGAGUCCAUUUCCCUUUCCUUGGGAGUGGGCAGUGGGGUGGCUGAUGGUCUUGGCCAACCAGGGGCCUGUUGCCCAGGCAACUCACCAGCUCCGCCUCUGUUGAUUGGCUGCCACGGUGGAAGUCAGCCAAGAUUUAAAGGGACGCAAGAGAUUGCUCUUUUGAAAACCUACCAGUCCCACUGUGGGUGGAGAAAUAAAUGGUCUUUCUCCUCCUCA